Letharia columbiana is the source of this 1452-nucleotide messenger RNA. RefSeq lists its product as uncharacterized. The record is from RefSeq and is a predicted model, not a curated record. Gene Ontology annotation, cellular component: membrane. Bases 1 to 1452 code for a protein of 483 amino acids. Gene Ontology annotation, biological process: transmembrane transport. Gene Ontology annotation, molecular function: transmembrane transporter activity. The transcript is spliced from 6 exons. Lineage: Eukaryota; Fungi; Ascomycota; Lecanoromycetes; Lecanorales; Parmeliaceae.
AUGGCAGACCUCGACCCGAAACGCAUUGAUGAGCUGAAAGCUGCAGAGUUACAAAGUCCAACCGAGUACAAUGGAGCGGCCGAGGCUCGUGUGCGCCGUAAACUUGACUGGCACUUGAUGCCGCUCUUCUUCGUCCUUUACAUGCUUGCCUUUCUUGACCGCAGCAACAUUGGCAACGCCGUCAUAGCCGGAAUGACACGCGAUCUUCACUUGGUGGGAGAUCGAUAUGAGUGGCUGUUGACAAUCUUCUACAUCACCUACGUUGUCUUCGAAUUCUCCCUCCUUUUCUGGAAAAUCUUUCCCCCUCACCGAGUAGCGGCAGUCGUCGUGUUCUGUUGGGGCGUGAUCGCGACUCUACAAUCUGUGGUUCACAAUUGGAGUGGGCUUAUGGCUCUUCGGUUCUUCCUUGGUGCUUUUGAAGCGGCCUACGCGCCCGGUGUUAUCUACCUAUUGUCAUUUUUCUAUCUCAGGCAUGAAGUCGGUUUCAGGUGCGGCAUGUUCGCUUCAGCGGCUCCCCUCGCGUCCACAUUCGCUGGGGCUCUGGCCUACGGCAUCACGAGCGGUCACUCUUCGCUCAGUAACUGGAGGCUCCUCUUUCUGGUUGAGGGUCUCCCGACCAUCCUUCUUGCCCCGAUAGCCUUCUUCUUCAUACCGGAUUCGCCAGAUAAUGCGAGAUUCCUCAACGCCGAGGAGAAGGCCAUUGCUAAGUCCCGGGCUGUUCGACAAACGGGUACGAGCGAUAGAAUCGGAGGUGUGAACCUAAAGCAACUUGCUCAGACAUUGUAUGACGCGAAAGCGUGGUGCUAUGCUUUGAUGUACUUUAGCGUCAACGUGAGCUAUGCGAGCUUGCCGGUCUACCUUCCCACCAUUUUGGCCAAGAUGGGAUACAGUGACAUCAACGCCCAGGGCCUGUCAGCUCCGCCAUACUUCACCGCAUUCCUGUUCGCCAACAUUACAACUUUCAUUGCAGACAGAACACAGCAGAGGGGCUUGGUCCUCAUAAUCACGUCCCUGAUAGGGGGCAUUGGCUACAUUGUCCUUGCAACAGUCACCACCGUCGGAGUCCGAUACUUUGCCGUCUACUUGGCCGCUGCCGGCGUUUUCUCUACCAUUCCUAACAUUCUGGCAUGGACACUCAACAACCAAGGCAGCGAUACCCGCCGUGGGGCUGGGCUCGUCAUCAUCAACGUCAUCGGACAGUGUGGUCCAAUUCUGGGCACCAGACUCUACCCCACAGCGCAAGGCCCACGGUAUGUCAAGGGGAUGAGCAUCUGUGCCGCUUUCAUGUUCUUUGCCGCGGUAAUGGCCUUGGCGUUACGAAUCCUUUUGGUGUGGGAGAAUAGAAAGCUCGACCAGAGAUACGACAACAAAGCAGGGGAAGGAAGGGAGAUGGAUCAAGGCGCCGGUUGUGCCGUCGAAGAUUAUGGCCCCAGGUUCCGUUACGUUCUUUAA